ACAUCGAAGAUAAUCAAUCCUGAUAGCUACAGUUAAUAAGCAUCGAAGGUAAUCGAGCUUACAGUUUGAUUACAGUAACAGAGCAUCGAAGACAAGAGAAGAAAAUGGCAGUCGUUACAGUUGAUGAUGUGCGCUCAGUGAUCCAUUCCUUUUUGGAGAAGAUCACAGAGGAGCAAUGGAUACUGUUGAAGGAAGGAACUCCUGAUGAUGCCACAAUGUACCUGUUGGCAGAAAUGAUCACAGAAUUCAUCAUAUUCAUUACAAAUACAAUAUUGGCGAAUCUACGGAGCAAAGAUGCGGACGUCUGUAAGGAGGAGCUUCUCAAUAGCCUGAACAAAACUCUCCAUAAGAGUUUCGUUCAGGCUCUGGAGUUUACGGAGGAAAUGCAGUCAGUCAGUUCAGAGAGCUUAACAAAACUAAUAGCAAAAGAGGUUGCUGAGAGCGUCAACUCGGCCCUCUCUGCUUCUACUGACUCUGAAAGUAGAGAUUUUGUGGUUCCUCAUGACAAAGUCGGUGGCUUUCGUGUCACACCAUCCCGCAGACUAAACACAAUGGUUGGUCAUGCAAGCGAUGUGCUUCGUGACUUCAUGACCAAAGUGAAAAGUCUGUGCCCACCUCAGCCACGUCGGUCAAGGUCAUAUAGGGUCACCGAUGUAGAGAACACAGACAAAGAGGAUAUGGUACCACCAAUGGAGUCUCCAGAGCAUGAGGAUGCAGAAAUAGAAGAUCUGGAGACUUCAGAUGAAGAAAUGGAGGAGGAUAAAGUAGAGAGGCCCGACACUGGUGACCGCCUAGAGUCACCAGUGAAAAGUGAAAGGCAGGACACACCGGAGAAGAUGGCAUCGGAAGACAGCUUUCUGGCUCAAACCAGUAAAGCUGUCCAAGAGAUAAUCAGACAAGAGCUUUACGAGUUAACAGAACCUGUACUACAUACAGUGGAGGAGUCUGAAUAUGAACUCCUGCAAUCUGAUUUCUCUUUAGAGAUUGAGGUUAUAGGGGACGACAUAUCUCAGAUUCUUACGGAAGAGGCAAAGAGUCUACAACAUUCUGAAACUGAGAGUCCGAGAGAAGAAAAUAAUCUGAAGAGCAAGAUCAAGACACUUUUUGCUAAGCUGUUUGCCAAAUCAUUGAUUCAUCGUAUGGUGGCACAGCUGAAGUCCAAAUACCACAAAAUCUUCAAAGGUAAAGGCAGACACUCAGCGCAGUCCCUCAGGUCUAGUGUUGAGUCUCUGCUUCUGGAUGAGUACGACAUUACAGAGGGUGGAAAUGAGGUUUCUGUGUUUCGGCAGUUAGAGAUAAUUUCCAGUGGGAAACAUCUGGUUUUCACAAAAGAACUCAGCGAUCUUAUCUACAAUCACAUCAAAGAUGGGAUGGUGACGACCGAGAUUGUCCCUGAGUCAGUGAGGAAGAAGUCCAUAAGAAAGACUCUUAAAGAGCACUAUGACGCCCUGUACAACGAUGUAGGCAAUAGAGUGAAGUGUUUUCUCAGCCUGAUGAAUUGGUGGCUUAAAAUGAAGGUUGGCAGCUACUGCAAUAGGAUUGUACUUGCUCUUAUGAACACCAAGAUAUUCUCACGAAUGCCGCUACCAGAAGUCACAGCAGAGGAGGAUGCAACAAGGUCCGAGGAGCGAGACACUGAAUCUGAAGAGGAUGCAGCGCUCAAGAAAAGGUACAUAGCUGUUAGCGUGCUCGUUGAGAAGCUGGUGUAUCGUGUCCUCACCAAAACAAAGAACACUAUUAUGAACGCAGAGGCCCUGACUCGCCACAUCAUCAAGAAGACGUGGGCGGAAGUUGAGACUCUAGAUUUUAAGGUAACGGAAAAAACUAUAAAAAACAUCGACAAGGCCAUUUUCAAGGAUUUGUGCAAGGUCUGGAAGAGUGCAGACAUGGUGGUGAUAUUAAUGAAAUCAGGGGAUCCGCUAAUAGAAAAAUACAUAGCCGUGUCUUUUAAAUCUCACCUGACGCUGAAAAAGCCCAGCACCAUCCACCGUUUCUUCUCCUGUGUACGCAGGGUUUUGGCCGAGCCUUUUCUGAGAAUUUUUGUAUAAUAACAACUGCCUUCAUCUUGAAGGAAAAAAGAAUAAUGGAGGUUUCUCUUUUUUCCUUCAAGAUGAACGCAAGAAGUUAAGUCCCACCUCACAUCUACCUAUCUCCUCAUUAUUACGGAUUCACAUCUACCCACCUCCUCCUCCACUGGCCACCAUCCUACAUUAUCACGGACUCACAUCUACCAACCUCCUCCUCCACUGGCCUCCAUCCUACAUUAUCACGGACUCACAUCUACCAACCUCCUCCUCCACUGGCCUCCAUCCUACAUUAUCACGGACUCACAUCUACCAACCUCCUCCUCCACUGGCCUCCAUCCUACAUUAUCACGGACUCACAUCUACCAACCUCCUCCUCCACUGGCCUCCAUCCUACAUUAUCACAGACUCACAUCUACCAACCUCCUCCUCCACUGGCCACCAUCCUACAUUAUCACAGACUCACAUCUACCAACCUCCUCCUCCACUGGCCUCCAUCCUACAUUAUCACAGACUCACAUCUACCCACCUCCUCCUCCACUGGCCACCAUCCUACAUUAUCACAGACUCACAUCUACCCACCUCCUCCUCCACUGGCCUCCAUCCUACAUUAUCACAGACUCACAUCUACCCACCUCCUCCUCCACUGGCCACCAUCCUACAUUAUCACAGACUCACAUCUACCCACCUCCUCCUACACUGGCCUCCAUCCUACAUUAUCACGGACUCACAUCUACCCACCUCCUCCUCCACUGGCCUCCAUCCUACAUUAUCACAGACUCACAUCUACCCACCUCCUCCUCCACUGGCCUCCAUCCUACAUUAUCACAGACUCCCAUCUACCCACCUCCUCCUCCACUGGCUUCUGUCCUACAUUAUUACGGACUCACAUCUACCUAUAACCUAGAGGUUUCUGUGUUUCAGCAGUUAGAGAUAAUUUCCAGUGGGAAACAUCUGGUUUUCACAAAAGAACUCAGCGAUCUUAUCUACAGUCACAUCAGAGAUGGGAUGGUGACGACCGACAACUGUAGCCUUCAUCUUGAAGGAAAAAAGAAUAAUGGAGGUUUCUCUUUUUUCCUUCAAGAUGAACGCAAGAAGCUAAGUCCCACCUCACAUCUACCUAUCUCCUCAUUAUUACGGAUUCACAUCUACCUAUCUCCUCAUUAUUACGGAUUCACAUCUACCUAUCUCCUCAUUAUUACGGAUUCACAUCUACCCACCUCCUCCUCCACUGGCCACCGUCCUACAUUAUUACUGACUCACAUCUACCUGCCUCCUCUUUCCUCCUGCACCACUGGUCUCUGUCCUAAAACAUCGAGGGGCAGAGACCAGUGGAGCAGGUUAGUUACCUCACUGAGGGGGUUAAGGUUAGGCUUAGGGUUACCUUGAUGUAGGGCAGGACUGAGGGCCACUUCAGUGACACCUUAUAGCUAGGAGAUGAGGGUUCGAGCCCCGAGCCUGAGUCUCUUCUAGUUUGUGCGCUGUCUGCUGUGGUGGUGUGGGUUUACUCUGGGUACUCUGGUUUCCUACCAUUUUUCAUUAAUUGGACACUCUAAAUUACCCCCAAAGCUUAACUGGUUCAUGAUUACAAAAAUGCAAUAAAAAUCAUUCAAUAAAAAAUUAAAA
Messenger RNA from Thunnus maccoyii (southern bluefin tuna), 3650 nucleotides. RefSeq lists its product as uncharacterized. Lineage: Eukaryota; Metazoa; Chordata; Actinopteri; Scombriformes; Scombridae. The transcript is spliced from 2 exons. The record is from RefSeq and is a predicted model, not a curated record. The coding region runs from base 105 to 2048 and encodes 647 amino acids.